AUGGCGUCUAGCUUUCUUGUGCAUCGCACUGCUCACGUGUCAGCCCGUGCGGCCACGGGUGGGCCAAGAAGUCCCGUUUCCUCGCAGCAACCACCACUGCUAUGUCGUGUCUCCCCAUCUUACGCCCGAUCGCCCUACGCCUCACCUGUGGUCGCACACACGGAUGCGACCGCCUCCUCGUCCGCACCACUAGACGAUGCGUCGCGCAUGCCUCUCGAUUUACUGGAGCCAGCAGCGGCUCGCUGGGCGUCGACGGCGGGCCGUGGAGGUCGUCGGGCACCUCGCGUGCGCAGCACUCUGGGUCCGCAGAGCGAAGUCGUUGACACCGGUGUUUUCGUGUGCCCCAACACAGUUGUGGCUGCCCUCUACUCAGCUGCACCAGGACGUGGCCAUGUCGUGGUGACGGCCGAGUCGGGCGGGUGGUUGCGGGUACGCGAGCAGCAGACUGGCGCCAUUCGCCAUCAGCAGCAACUGCGCGAUGGUGGCGAGGUGUCGUGCUUGGCGUGGGCGUCAGCAGCUGACGACGCAGCGGUCGCGCCGUUCGGCGCAGUGGUAGUGGCUGGUCAGCUCAGCGGACUCAUCAGCUUCUACGUUCUGGUCGGGGAGUCGCUAGUGGAGCUGCCGUCCGCCAUGUGUGUGUUCCACGAAGCCCCGCUGCUGAGUUGUCUGCCGCUGCGUGCGCCGGCCUCGUCAGUGGAGACAGCGUCGACGGUACCCGGCGCCUUCGUGGGCGCGUUGCUCUCGUUGGACGCCGACGGCGUCGUGGCGCUGUGGUGCCUGCAGAUGGCUGAGGCGGGCGAGGGCGCCGGUCGAGGGGGUGAGGCAGACACGCGGCUCUCGGUGCUGCUGCUGGACUCCAGAUACGCUUCUCUGUCGCCGCCUGAGCGUUUUCUGGGCAACACGAGGGUUCAGGAUGCCGAGGAGGCAUCGCUGUUCUCACCGUUCCCGCCGGUGGUUAUGACGGCCGCCGCUCUCUCACACCCGUCGAGCUCCCCAUGCUGCGUGUUAUCGACCCACCGCUUUGUGCAGCAGCACCUCUCUGCGGCCGGUGCCCCAAGCCACGAGGACGAGGAGACGGAUGCGCAAGGGAGCGCCGUCGUGUUUCUCUCCCACUUCACAACCUCUGCUGCCGACCCGAACGCCACCGUGCUGGCGGCAAACAAAGGCACCUCGACGAGUUUGGAGGAAGGGGCACCCAUUCCAGACAGCGCGCAACCCCGGCUCUGGAGGGGGUGGGAGGUGCUGCGUGCGUAUCGGGUGCCCGUGGCACUCUUGCGGCAGAGGGGUUGUGGGGCCGGCGCUGCCUCCGCCGACGCUGCACAUGUGGAGGUGGCUAUCACCGCCCUCUGUGUCACAGGGAGUACUGUGCCGGCGGGGCAACUAUGGGCUGGCACCGCUGACGGCCGUCUUCUCAUUUGGAAGGCACAAACAGGUCAGUUUCUGCGCUGCCUGUGCUCCGCCUCUGCGGCACCGGUGCACAGUCUGACGAGCGUGCCGUCGCCCGGUUCACCUGGGCAGGCGCUGGUAUGGGCGAGUCAAGCGGAUGGCAGCGUGGUGGCGUGGAGUGCAGAGACGUUCAACGUGGCGGAGGUGCUGCCCGUCAGUUACCCACCAUCUGGCCCACUGGAGAGUGGGAGGGGUCAUGCAGAGGACUCGGUGAGCGGCGGCGAUCCUGCGAACGUGGUGGUGAUGGUGCGCGACGCCGUCGACCUCCUGCGUGCUACCCGCCACCGCUGCGCUCCGUCGGCGUCGUCGGCUCCGUGGCGUCGCGGCUGUGGCUUCACACUCUUCGUGAAGCCUAUGGAUCAGGUUUGCAUGCAGCGCGCGUGGUCGGUAGCCACCGACGGAACUGUGCGUACGUGGCUGCUUCCCACCGGGAGCGCAAGCGCGGACGGUGCUGUGACGGACACGGCACCAGUGACCGUUGUUUCUACACCGACAAGCAACGCAGAUGGUGCCGCCCUCGCUGCCUCGUUGGACGUCUACACCGUCCAGUGCUACUUGCAAGACCGAGCCGACGCGUUGGUGCGUGAGCGGCAGGCGCAACGUCUGGCAUCGGAGGCCCAGCAGGAGCAGCUGCAGAUUCUGCAGGAGCGCAACAGCGUUUUAGCUGCCGCGCUGCAGCAGGCGAUCAGCCGUCUGGAGCGGGUGGGCGUAGACGCGCUUGUGAGGUCUGCGUCACGGCCAGGCUCGUCUUCAUCCACUGCGUCGUUACAGAACGAGGACGGCGCGAACGAGAUGCUGGUGGAGUCCACUGCUCCUUCACCAGGCUCUCUCGCCACCACAUCCACAACCACCCUCGCUGCUGCCUCUGACGCAGACGAACAGAUCGUCAUGGCAGCACAACCCGCUACCGCUGUCGCGAUGCCGGAGGCCGCACCGCCUCCACCACCGCCCCUGGCGACGUUGCCACCGAUGGCGCGGAUGCACUUGCAGACGCUUCAACAGCUUCUGGAGGAGCUGCACACCAAGCUCGAGGAGAGUUGGAGCCGCAACGAUGCUCUGCGCGAGGAGCUGCUUGUGUACCAACUUCGCACGCUCGAUCUGGAGGAAAAAACGGGGCUGUGCGUGCGCGCGAUUGCGGCCGCCGAGGCUGAUGUGGCGGUCUCUACAGGAGGCGCAGAGGGGCAAACCAGUGCGACAGGAGAGGUGGCAGCGACGGCAAUGCCCACGCCUGCGCCGCCACCACUGCUCCCCUCGUUGCAUACCGCUACCUCUCCCUUAUCCGUGGUUGCUGACAGCAGCUACGCACAGGAGGAGGAUCGCGCGCACAGCGACCGUCCGCAGACGCCACCACCCCUGAAAACCGCUCACACUCCUAAUGCGACGCGCGCGGCUGCCAUGGAUAGCAGCACCCCGUCUCGCGUGCCUUGCAGCCCGUCUGUGGAGGAGCUGGUGCACUGGCGUGUUAGCCAGGCGCGACCGCUGACCCCGCCGCCGCCGCUAUGGAUGCUACCUACUGAAAGUGCCUCCUACACACCCUCAGUGAAGCCACACGCCACAUCCCCAUCGCCCGUUGAGGCGAGCCUGAGGACCUCUACCGCAGCAGAGCGCUUCUUCAAGGCUGCAUCCGCCAUGUUGCAUUCUUCCACGAUCACCUGCGGGAGCGCAGCGAGGCGGGAGGGCAGUGUUGCGGGUCAGACACGCGUGCCGGCGCCACCGCUGCUGCUGGCCACCGCGGAGGAGGACGUGCAGGCCGAGGAGGACGACUACGCGGGCGGUGACGGCGAGGACGAGCCAGCUCUGUUGGAGGCGUGGUGCACAAGUGAGGGCGAUCUCAGUCCGAUACCGCGCCCCGGCUUCGCAGCUGCUGGUGGUGGUGUGACAUCUACGGACGCGUCCGCCGUACGCGGAGGCCCGCACGAGCCGUUGUCGUCCUCGCUCUUCUCUUUCCCAUUUACGUCGGACAACUUCUCCGCAGAGGACACUGCUGGCGGUGGCGGCGGUGCCGUCGACCGCCUUGGUGCACCUCGAGAUGCCUGGCCACCCACACGCGGGGCGGCAGCGUGGACAAUGCCGGCGUCUGCUGCAGGGCGCGGCAAUGCAACGACGGAUUAUGCGUGGGCACGGGCGCCGGCGGCUCCAUCUCGCCGAACCGGCUCGCUAGCUACUGGCAGUGCACCACCAGCAGCGGUAGGAACUGGUGUUGUUCGAAGAGCACCGAUGCGGUGCCCAAGCACAACGUCCGCCGCGGCGUCGCCGCCACGCGCCUUUCGCUCUCCAAUCAUCUAUCGACAAACGUAG
This is a messenger RNA of Leishmania mexicana MHOM/GT/2001/U1103, 3744 nucleotides long. RefSeq lists its product as hypothetical. The transcript has a single exon. Gene Ontology annotation, molecular function: protein binding. The record is from RefSeq and is a predicted model, not a curated record. The coding region runs from base 1 to 3744 and encodes 1247 amino acids. NCBI's taxonomy places the organism in Eukaryota, Euglenozoa, Kinetoplastea, Trypanosomatida, Trypanosomatidae.